Sparassis crispa is the source of this 2475-nucleotide messenger RNA. RefSeq lists its product as hypothetical. Gene Ontology annotation, biological process: double-strand break repair via homologous recombination. The record is from RefSeq and is a predicted model, not a curated record. The transcript has 16 exons. Gene Ontology annotation, cellular component: cytoplasm; chromosome. Gene Ontology annotation, molecular function: ATP binding; nucleic acid binding; four-way junction helicase activity. Bases 1 to 2475 code for a protein of 824 amino acids. NCBI's taxonomy places the organism in Eukaryota, Fungi, Basidiomycota, Agaricomycetes, Polyporales, Sparassidaceae.
AUGCCUUGGUAUCCUUCCGAUGAGAUUGACGGCGUACUUGAGAUGUCGCGUGCGGAAUAUAUGGCCACGCAAGGCAAUCACAGCUUAAAUGCUGAUGCAGGUCCAUCGCAGACGCGGAGAACAGCGUCGUCGUCGCACCCUCGGCGUAUGACAUCAGACAUUGGUAUAAUCAACGCUGGAAUAGCAGAAAUCGACGAGGAGAUGGAACGACUGAAAGCUCGGCGAGCAUCGCUCAUUGUGCAGAAACAGACUGCAGAGAAGAAUAAGAGGAAGCUGGAUGCAUCCAUCCGAAACAUCAGUGCACUCCGAGUCAAAGAUACAGGCAGAGUCUCAGAAAAGGGCAUAGACUACACCACAGAAUUUGAAUGGACAGGUCCCCUUCGAUACAAGAUGAAGAUGGUAUUUGGGAUUGACGAUUUCCGUCUGUGCCAACAAGGGGUUUGCAACGCGAAUAUGGACGGUCGUGAUAUCAUCUGCGUGAUGCCCACAGGUGGGGGGAAAUCUUUGACCUAUCAACUUCCCGCUUUGUUGUCGAAUGGGUGCACUUUGGUGAUCUCACCCCUUAUUGCUUUAAUGGAGGACCAGGUCCUGCAUUUAAAAGAAGUGGGAGUUCGAGCGGCAAUGGUCACGGCUGAACUCCCUAGGGCAGAAAUGGAUCAAAUCACUCGACAAAUGAAAAUUAUGGCUUCCUCGACAGAGACAGAUCGAUCCGACAUCAAGCUCCUUUAUGUGACACCAGAGAAGGUAGUUAACAAUAGAAAUUUCUUGAGUUUGCUACAAGCUCUGGCGGAGGCCGGCAAAUUGAAUCGUUGGGUGCUAGACGAAGCACAUUGUAUCUCCCAUUAUGGUCACGAUUUCAGACCCGAUUAUCAGCGAUUGACUAUUCUUCGUACCACAUUUCCUAAUGUUCCCAUUAUAGCGCUUUCGGCGACAUGUCCACCAGCUGUGCUCGAAGACAUCCGGAAAGUGAUGAAAAUGGGACCGAUAGUCAAUGGAUCAUCUGCACCUCCCGUCGGAACAGUCUACUUUUCUGCCCCAUUGUAUCGCAAGAAUCUACACUACGCCGUGCUUCCGAAGCCCUCGACAUGCUCUGCAGCGAUUACCAUGAUGAAGAACUAUAUCUUAGAGCACCACAAGAAUCACGUCGGUAUCAUCUAUUGCUUAGCCAAAAAGGAUGCGGAGGACGUUGCCCAGAAGCUGAAGGAAGAGAGUGGCCAGGAAAUAAAGACAGAGGUGUACCACUCUGAUAUCACGCGCGAUGCGAAAGAAGCCAUUCACAAAAAAUGGCGGGAGGGACAGGUCAAGGUCGUGUGUGCUACCCUUGCGUUUGGACUUGGGAUCGACAAGAGUGAUGUGCGAUUCGUGCUGCAUCAUAGCAUGCCGAAAUCCUUGGAUGGCUUGUAUCAGGAAUCCGGACGUGCGGGACGUGAUAGAAAGGAUGCAGAUUGCGUCCUGUACUACAGGCCUCAGGAUGCCAUACGACUCACCCAGAUCGUGGACAAGGGAGCAGGGGAGUUAGAUAAGUUGCACGAUAUGUUGCGGUUUGCGCAGGACGUGGAGCAGUGUCGCAAGAUCCAAUUUGCCAAGUACUUCAACUCUUCUGCAGACCUGUCGAUGGACGUGUGGACGACUGGAGACGAGGAUGCUGAGACACCAUGUGGACACUGUGACAACUGUACACGCUCGGCAGAACUAGUCGAUCGACGGGACAUCACUCUCGCUGCGUGGCGGGUGCUCAAGGUGGUAGAGAUAGUGAACAAAAGGGGGGGCUUUGUUACCGUCGCGCAGCUGGCUGACCUGGUAAGGGGGCACGGUGGAAGCUCGUUCCAUGCGAAAGUCAAGAAGGGCAGGAAGACGGUGCGAGAGAAAGUCCACCUUGAUUUGAACGAGGUCGCCGGCGGCAAGCUUGAAUAUUCAAAGCAGGAUGCGGAACUACUCUGCAUCCACCUCAUGGUUGAGGACUAUCUGAAGACGUUUUACAGUGUGAAUAACUUCACUACCAACACAUACGUCAGGUUGGGUAACAACGCAGAUCGUCUCACUCAACUAUCCAAGCAGGACGUCGAGCAGGGCAAGACUCCAGCCAUACAUCGUUCCUUCCUCAUCAAAAGUAAACGAAAGCCAACGUCAAGGAGGAUUGGCGAGACAACCAGUAAUAGACAACAUGAGGAUGGUCCUAGCAGCAGUAGGAAAGGAAAGAGGCGUGCUAUUGAAUUUUCUGACGGAGAGGAAUCCGACGACGAGAGCGAAACUGCCAGGGACUCAGACUUUAUUUCUGCCUCGACAUCCGAGAAGCCUCGGUCCAGCUACUCCUAUAGACCUUCGGAAGGGAAAGCACCGCAUGACGAAGAUGUUUGGAGCCGCUCGAUGCUAUCACCUCCACCGAGACCAUCGAAACGGCCUCGCAGGACGUGUAGGAUUCCCGAUAUGGACAGAACUGUGGAUGUUGAAGUUAUAUGUAUAUCAUCGGACUAA